CUCGAAGAAACUUAAACGCACUACUACUUCUUGAGCCUUUUUAACUCCACAAACAAAUGGCUCCAAGAACCUCCCUUGCACUCUUCCUUUCUCUCAACCUCCUCUUUUUCACUUACACCUCUGCGACAUGUUCCAAGUGCCUCCCCACCCCGACUACGCCAACCACCCCGACUACGCCAACCACCCCGACUACGCCAACCACCCCUACUACGCCAACCACCCCGACUACGCCAACCACCCCGACUACGCCAACCACCCCAACUACGCCAACCACCCCAAGCACAGGGGCUUGUCCAAGAGAUUCCCUACAGCUCGGUGUUUGCGCCAAUGUGCUCAAGCUAGUGGACCUAACAUUGGGAAACCCACCUGUAAAGCCAUGCUGCUCUCUCAUCCAAGGCUUGGUUGACCUUGAGGCUGCAGUCUGCCUCUGCACUUUGCUCAAGGUUAACAUUCUUGGAAUCAACCUUAACCUUCCCAUCGAUCUCAGUGUACUCCUCAAUGUUUGCGGUAGAAAAGCUCCAACAAAUUUCAAGUGCGCGUAAGUUUAGAUACUUAUAACGUACCUAUAAAAUAAAGGAAUCAUACACUAUGAAUUGUGGAACCUAUUGUCGUAUCUUUUUGUGUUAUUUUACGGUGUUUUUUGUUUUUUUUUUAAAUCUUUCUGUAUUGUUUAAAUGAACGUACGUUCUCAUGAAAUAAUGGAUAACGAGUUUACGUGUUUGUAAUCGGAAAGUUUCUACUCCUUUUCUUCA
Camelina sativa (false flax) is the source of this 752-nucleotide messenger RNA. RefSeq names its product putative lipid-binding protein AIR1. Lineage: Eukaryota; Viridiplantae; Streptophyta; Magnoliopsida; Brassicales; Brassicaceae. The record is from RefSeq and is a predicted model, not a curated record.